UUGCUCGAAGAAAGAAAGAAAAAAAAGAAAAAAACAGAGAGAAGAUCCUCACUCGAGUUUCCUUCUGUUCAUGCCACCUCGCCCAGUCACCACCACCGUCACCUUCACUUUCUCUCCAAACCUCUGACGCCUUCACUCACUUUCCCGGUAGAAUAGCCAAACGAAGCAGAAUCAGAAUCCAUGGGCCGGAACUCUUCGGCUCCUCCGCCCAUCCUCGACGACAAUGGCGGUGCCGGCGGUAACGAUCUAGGCUUCCACUCGAUUCGCGAUCGUUUUCCAUUCAAACGGAACCCUAACCCUAGCCACCACCGCGGCCGGGACCGGAGCUUAGUGGAUCGCGGCCUUUCGUCCCUGCGCCACCGACCGCAUCACCGCUUCUACCGCAAGGGAGGAAAGUCGGCGUUCUAUUCCGUCCUCAUCUUCGUCCUGUUCGGCUUCGCGGCGGCGACGAUGCUGUUGCAGAGCUCCAUGACUUCGGUCUUCAGGCAAGGGAGUGAGAGAGGGCGGUUGUUGAGGGACGGCUUGAAGUUCGGGAGCACCUUGAGGUUUGUGCCUGGAAGGGUUUCUCAGAGGUUCGUCCAGGCUGAUGGGCUCGACGGGGCUCGGAACGAGCCCAGGAUUGGUGUCCGGCCGCCGAGGCUAGCGCUUAUCUUGGGAAACAUGAAGAAGGAUCCACAUUCCUUGAUGUUGAUUACUGUGAUGAAGAAUAUCAAGAAAUUGGGUUAUAGGCUGAAGAUAUUUUCCACAGCGAAUGGUAAAGCACGUAAAAUGUGGGAGGAACAUGGUGGGCCAAUAUCCAUUUUAGCUCCGGAGAAAUACAGCCUUAUUGAUUGGUCAAUUUUUGAAGGUCUUAUUGUUGACUCCCUUGAAGCAAAAGAACUCAUUUCAAGUCUUAUGCAGGAGCCUUUUUGUUCAGUACCACUGAUAUGGAUAAUUCAAGAAGAUACACUUGCCAAGCGUCUACCAUCGUAUGCGGAAAUGGGCUGGACACAUCUUGUUUCUCAUUGGAAAAGUGUUCUUAGCAGAGCUAAUGUUGUGGUGUUUCCAGAUUUCACUUUGCCGAUGUUAUACAGUGUCCUUGACACUGGAAACUUUUUUGUCAUUCCUGGAUCCCCUGUCGAUGUUUGGGCUGCCGAAAGCUACAGUAAAACCCACUCCAAGAAUCAAUUGAGGAAGAACAACAGAUUCAGUGAAGAUGAUAUGUUGGUUCUAGUUGUCGGAAGUUCUUUUUUCUUCAAUGAGCUUUCAUGGGACUAUGCUGUAGCGAUGCAUUCUAUAGGACCACUUCUAAUAGAAUAUGCAAGGAGGAAAGAUGCAGAAGGGUUGUUCAAAUUUGUUUUUUUAUUUGGUAAUUCAUCCGAUGGAUAUGAUGAUGCAUUCCAGGAAGUUGCUUCACGUCUAGGACUUCUUCAAGGUUCUGUAAGGCAUUACGGCUUGAAUGAUGACGUCAAUAGUGUGUUAUUAAUGGCAGAUAUUGUUCUCUAUGGUUCUUCACAAGAUGUACAGGGUUUUCCUCCAUUGCUUAUCCGUGCCAUGACUUUUGGAAUCCCAGUUAUUGCACCUGAUUUUCCUGUCCUGAAGAAAUAUUUAGUCGAUGGAGUUCACACAGUAUUUUUUCCAAGACAUGAUCCUGAUGCUUUACUGAAGGCAUUCUCGCAAAUGAUUUCAAACGGGAAACUUUCUAAGUUUGCUCGAACAGUUGCUUCCUCUGGAAGACUGAUUGCUAUGAACCUGCUUGCAUCAGAAUCCAUAACUGGUUAUGCAAGGCUUCUGGAGAGUGUACUAAAUUUUCCAUCAGAUGCUCUGCUGCCAGGUCCAUUCUACCAGCUUCAACAGGGUACAUGGGAAUGGAAUUUGUUCGGGAGUGAAAUAGAUUAUGGUACUGGAAACAUUAAUGAGAAUCAGGCAUCCGUGGAAAACUCUUCUGUUAUUCAUUCUCUUGAACAAGAGUUUUCCGGAUUUUCUUACUCAACAAACACCUCUGAGAAUGGAACUGAGAAUUUGGCACGCGAUAAUCCAACUCAACUAGAUUGGGACAUCUUGAGGGAAAUUGAACUUUCUGAAGAAUAUGAGAGGCUAGAAAUGGAGGAGCUAGCAGAAAGAAUGGAGAGUGAUCCUGGUCAAUGGGAUGACAUAUAUCGUAAUGCCCGAAAAGCUGAAAAGCUUAAGUUUGAAGCAAAUGAGAGGGAUGAGGGGGAACUUGAGAGGACAGGCCAGCCAGUGUGCAUUUAUGAGAUAUACAUUGGAUCCGGGAGCUGGCCAUUCUUGCACCAUGGUUCAUUGUACCGUGGGCUAAGUCUUUCUACAAAAGCACGAAGAUCAAAAUCAGAUGAUGUGAAUGCCGUUGACCGGCUUCCCGUAUUGAAUGAAACUUACUAUCGUAAUGUUCUCUGUGAGAUUGGAGGAAUGUUUGCUAUUGCAAACAAGGUGGAUAACAUUCAUAAACGACCUUGGAUUGGGUUUCAGUCUUGGCGUGCUGCUGGUAGAAAGGUAUCUUUGUCCAAGAAAGCUGAAAGAGUUUUGGAACAAGCAAUUCAAGACAACACGAAAGGAGAUGUGAUAUACUUUUGGUCAUGCUUGAACAGGAAUGGUGGGGUUACAGGAAGCAAAGAUGCACUCACUUUUUGGUCCGCAUGUGACAUCUUGAAUGAGGGGCAUUGCAGAAAUAUUUUUGAAGAUGCAUUUCGCUUGAUGUAUGUCUUGCCGUCUAAUGCUGAAGCUCUUCCUCCCAUGCCAGAGGAUGGUGGUCACUGGUCUGCCUUGCAUAGCUGGGUGAUGCCAACUCGCUCCUUCCUUGAGUUCGUGAUGUUUUCUCGGAUGUUUGUUGAUUCGCUUGAUGCAUUGCACACCAACUCUACCAAGAGAAAUAUCUGCCUGUUGGGUUCUUCGGAACCUGAGCAAAGACAUUGUUACUGUCGGGUGUUAGAACUUCUUGUCAAUGUCUGGGCUUAUCAUAGUGCACGAACGAUGGUUUACAUAGAUCCGCUCUCGGGUUCACUGGAAGAGCAGCACCCAGUUGAGCAACGCAAAGGAUUCAUGUGGGCAAAAUAUUUCAAUAGUACGUUACUGAAGAGUAUGGAUGAAGAUUUAGCAGAAGCAGCAGAUGAUGGUGACCAUCCGAGGGAGAUGUGGUUGUGGCCAUUAACUGGGGAAGUGCAUUGGCAAGGAAUUUAUGAGAGGGAGAGGGAAGAGAGAUAUAGGCUAAAGAUGGACAAGAAAAGGAAAACAAAAGAGAAAUUGUUUGAAAGAAUGAAGUAUGGAUACAAGCAGAAGACGCUUGGGGGAUAGAAAGUCUAGUAUGCGAUUGAAAUACUCUAAUUCUCAUUCCAAUUCCAACUCCCUCCAGUUAUCAGUCAUCUACUGAUCUUGCUAUUUCUCAACUUGGGAGAGGGAAAAGAUUCUCGAAGACUGAGGCUAAGCUCUAUUCUUUCUAACAGCAACAGCACGGUUCGUGAAAAGACGGAUUUUUGUUGGUAUUUUUCUCUGACUGAAUAGAUAUACUCAUAGAAGUGGGUGAAAGAUAAAGAAGCUUUCAAGCACUUGCAGCUGACUAGCAUACGAAAGAUUAAACUUCUCAUUUAGAGCGGCAAAGAUGGUACUGAGUUUUUGAGGAGUGCAGAGGACCCAAUAUUCGUUGAAAUUCUUUUUUCACUAGUGAUACAUGUGUAUUUUUUUGACCAUGUUCAUAGAAAAUUUUGAUUAGAAUAAAGCAGUUCCCGACUGUUCUUGUUUUC
This is a messenger RNA of Rosa rugosa (rugosa rose), 3734 nucleotides long. RefSeq lists its product as uncharacterized. The transcript is spliced from 14 exons. The coding region runs from base 181 to 3288 and encodes 1035 amino acids. The record is from RefSeq and is a predicted model, not a curated record. NCBI's taxonomy places the organism in Eukaryota, Viridiplantae, Streptophyta, Magnoliopsida, Rosales, Rosaceae. Gene Ontology annotation, molecular function: glycosyltransferase activity.